Molecule: messenger RNA, 10115 nt
Organism: Pungitius pungitius (ninespine stickleback)
Lineage: Eukaryota; Metazoa; Chordata; Actinopteri; Perciformes; Gasterosteidae
Gene: grm5b
Product: glutamate receptor, metabotropic 5b
Exons: 18
Coding region: 433-4311 (1292 amino acids)
Biological process (GO): trans-synaptic signaling by endocannabinoid, modulating synaptic transmission; regulation of synaptic transmission, glutamatergic; G protein-coupled glutamate receptor signaling pathway
Cellular component (GO): plasma membrane; postsynaptic density membrane
Molecular function (GO): adenylate cyclase inhibiting G protein-coupled glutamate receptor activity; G protein-coupled receptor activity involved in regulation of postsynaptic membrane potential
Source: RefSeq, a predicted model, not a curated record
UUGGAGGUAGGUGUGAUAUCGAGGGAAAGACAGAGGGAGAGAGAGAGAUAGAGAUAAAGAGAGAGAGGGGAGAGAGAGAGAGAGAGAGAGAGAGAGAGUGAGGGAGUAUGACCUGUGACGCCAUCGCAGCUUCCUUAUUGGAGGCGGAGAGGAAAAGGACAGGGGGGUUCAUUUGUUGCCAUAGUGAAAAAGUAGAUUACGCACCGACAGCAUGAUACGCUGAUGGACGCGUGAGGGAUGCUGUGUUUCUCCAGGGGCAUUCACCUGUCCUGCAAGCAAAGGUUGCACUGCAGCACCUGUCUCAGCCGUUGCAGUGAUGGUACCACUCUGAAGUCCGAGGCGCGAGAACGACAAGUCAGAAGAAAGGAAUCCAUCGUCAUCCGUUUAUAAAAACUCCUCUGUGCCACAAGCUUAUUGCCAUGGCCAUGAGAAAUGUUUCUCGGACAAGCAGUUUCCUGUGACGGCUCUGCGCAAAAUUUGAGAUCUGCUUCCCCCAUGUUGCCUCGACGGACCAAGAUGAUGCUUUGGCUGCUGCAAGUUCUGUCCAUUUGGGUGGGCUCAAAUCAAGCUGAAACGGCCCAGUCCGAACGGCGAGUUGUAACACACAUACCUGGUGACAUCAUCAUCGGAGCGUUGUUCUCCGUCCAUCAUCAGCCUCCUGCUGACAAGGUGCACGAGCGCAAGUGUGGUGCGGUGCGAGAGCAGUACGGCAUCCAGAGGGUGGAGGCCAUGAUGUACACCCUGGACCGCAUCAACACCGACCCCAACAUCCUCCCCAACAUCUCCCUGGGCUGCGAGAUCCGGGACUCCUGCUGGCACUCCGCUGUGGCUCUGGAACAGAGCAUCGAGUUCAUACGGGACUCGCUCGUCUCCUCCGACGAGGCCGAGGAGUGGGGUGGAGGAGGUCCCAUGGGAGGGGGAGGAGGGGGCGGAGGAGCGACGACGGUGAAGUGCGCGGACCCCUCCGCCACUCCGAUGCGGGGGAAGAAGCCCAUCGUGGGUUUGAUUGGACCGGGGUCGAGCUCGGUGGCCAUCCAGGUCCAGAACCUUCUACAGCUGUUCAACAUACCACAGAUUGCCUACUCUGCCACCAGUAUGGACCUCAGUGACAAGAGCCUUUACAAGUACUUCAUGCGGGUGGUGCCUUCGGAUGCCCAGCAGGCAAGAGCCAUGGUGGACAUCGUCAAGAGAUACAACUGGAGCUACGUCUCGGCCAUACACACCGAAGGCAACUAUGGUGAAAGUGGGAUGGAAGCAUUCAAGGACAUGGCAGCCAAGGAGGGCAUCUGCAUCGCCCACUCUGGUAAAAUUUGGAGCAAUGCUGGAGAGCAGAGCUUCGAUCGGCUGCUGGAGAGGCUGAGAGGCCACCUGCCCAAAGCCAGAGUGGUGGCCUGUUUCUGUGAAGGCAUGACUGUCCGUAAUAUCCUCAUGGCCAUGAGACGCCAGGGACUGGUCGGAGAGUUCCUACUCAUCGGCAGUGACGGAUGGGCGGACCGGUACGAUGUAACCGAUGGCUACGUUAGAGAAGCGGCGGGGGGUAUCACCAUCAAGCUCCAGUCGGCUGAUGUGAAGUGGUUCGACGAGUACUACCUGAAACUUCGUCCUGAAAACAACCAAAGGAACCCCUGGUUUCCCGAGUUCUGGCAGCAUCGCUUCCAUUGUCGACUCAAAGGUCACCCGCAGGAGAGCUUCAAAUACAACCGCACCUGUAGCAAGCGAGAGUCCCUCCGGCAGCAGUACGCUCAGGACACAAAGAUGGGCUUUGUCAUUAAUGCCAUCUACUCGAUGGCAUAUGGCUUGCAUAACAUGCAACGGGCGCUGUGCCCAGGCUAUCAGGGCCUGUGUGAUGCCAUGCGACCCAUAGAUGGUGCUACACUGCUGGACUUCUUGAUGAAAACAAACUUCACAGGCGUGUCAGGAGAGGGAAUCUUAUUCGACGCUAACGGAGACUCACCUGGCAGGUAUGAAAUAAUGAACUUCAAAAAGAUGGGGAAGGACUACUACGACUAUAUAAACGUUGGCAGCUGGGACAACAGAGGCUUGAAGAUAGACGAUGAUGAAAUCUGGCCGAACAGAGACGGCAUAAUCAAGUCCGUCUGCAGUGAACCCUGUGAUAAAGGACAGAUUAAGGUGAUCCGUAAAGGCGAGGUAAGCUGCUGCUGGACGUGCACUCCCUGCAAAGAAAACGAGUUUGUGUUCGACGAGUACACCUGCCGAGCCUGUGAACUGGGCUCCUGGCCUACUUUUGACCUCACAGGCUGUGACCCGAUCCCAGUGGAAUACCUGCGGUGGGGAGACCCUGAACCCAUUGCUGCUGUUGUCUUUGCCUGCCUCGGUCUGAUGUUCACAUUCUUCGUCACUGCAGUCUUCAUCAGGUUCCGCGAUACCCCUGUUGUGAAAUCUUCCAGUAGGGAGCUGUGCUACAUAAUACUGGCGGGGAUCUGCAUGGGGUACCUGUGUACCUUCAGCCUCAUAACCAAACCCCACGUCGUCCACUGCUACCUCCAACGACUGGGAAUCGGCCUGUCGCCCGCCAUGAGCUACUCUGCCCUGGUCACCAAGACAAACCGCAUCGCCCGGAUCCUGGCAGGCAGCAAGAAGAAGAUCUGUACGAAGAAACCUCGCUUCAUGUCUGCCUGCGCUCAGCUUAUCAUUGCCUUCCUCCUCAUACUGCUGCAGCUGGGCAUCAUCGUGGCUCUCUUCCUCAUGGAGGCGCCUGCGGUGAUUCAUGACUACCCCAGCAUCCGCCAGGUCAACCUCAUUUGCAACACCACUAACCUGGGAGUGGUUGCUCCAUUGGGAUACAAUGGCCUGCUCAUUCUCAGCUGCACCUUCUAUGCCUUUAAGACUCGCAAUGUCCCAGCUAAUUUCAACGAGGCUAAGUACAUUGCUUUUACCAUGUACACCACCUGUAUCAUCUGGCUGGCGUUUGUACCCAUAUACUUUGGCUCCAACUACAAAAUUAUCACCAUGUGCUUCAGUGUCAGCCUCAGUGCCACGGUGGCACUGUGCUGCAUGUUUGUACCCAAGGUGUACAUCAUUCUUGCCAAACCAGAGCGUAAUGUGCGCAGUGCCUUCACCACGAGCACAGUGGUGCGCAUGCACGUAGGCGACGGCAAAUCGUCCUCCGCCGCCAGCCGCUCCUCGAGUCUGGUUAACCUGUGGAAACGCAGAGGCUCCACCGGAGAGACUCUCAGCUCCAACGGUAAAUCAGUGUCGUGGGCGCAGACGGAGCGCAGCGGCUCGCGUGGUAACCACCUGUGGCAGCGGCUGUCCUUCCACAUCAAGAGGAAGGAGAACAAUCAGACAGCGGUGAUCAAGCCCUUCUCCAAAACCUUAGAGGAGCGUUACUGUGGAGGGGGCAACCUGCCCCCACAUCUCCCUCUGCCCUCCCUGCCUUCCAUGUCCUCACUGUCCCUCCACCCCGACGCUGGCCCGGACAAGACCCUGUACGAUCUCUCCGAGGCGGAGGAGCGCUACUCCAUCACGUACCAGCCGCAGACGCCCUCGCCAAUCAGCACGGUCAGCCAGCGGCUGGGGGCGGGUCUCGGGGGGGAGGAGUCCCCGACGGCCGGCAUCCCAAACUACCCGGGCAGCGUCUGCAGCGGCAGCGGCAGCGGCAGUGGCAGCGGCAGCGGCAGGGGCAGCUGCGGCCCCGGCAACAGCGGCGGCCCCGCCAGCAGCGGCUCCCUCGUCAUGGGGAGUGACGGCCGGCUGGUCGUUGUGGACGAUCGCCCGGGACCGGCGCCGAGUUCGCUGAUGGACCAGAUCAGCUGCGUGGUGAACCGCUUCACCGCCAACAUCAGCGAGCUCAACAGCAUGAUGUUGUCGUCCUCUCCGACGCACAAGCACACUCCUCCCUCUCAACACCCCGCCGACCCCUACUUGUUGCCCCGCGAAAUCCCCAUGGCCCCGACCCUCACGACCUACGCCGACGUCCAGCCACUCCCACCCGUUGAGUCCGGCAUGGGGGGCCGGAGCGGCUGUCUCGUUCACCCCGUCCCUCAUUCGCCGUACCCGCUGCCGCCUCCCCACGGCCACGCCUCCCCUUCUUUCUCCCCCAUGCGGGGAGGGCUGAUGGCCCGCCUCGACAACUCCCCUCUGAGGAAGGGAGAGCUGGAGGAGGAGCUCUUUGCUUUGACUCCGCCGUCGCCUUUCCGCGACUCCCUGGCAUCAAGCAGCGGCUCACCUGUCUCUGAGACAGAGCUGUGUCUCCCCCCGGUCCCCUCCCAUCCUCCUCCCUCUCCCCCUUCGCCGAGGUACAGCAGACUGACACUCGGAAACUACAGCCAGAGUUCAUCCUCACUGUGAGGCGGAGAUGACGCGUAGAGGAGAUGCGUAUGUGAAGGGGAGCGCUCAGAAUCAACGCGGUCAAUAUGAGGGAAGAGUUUGGGACGAUGGGAAGAGGAAAUUCAUUCGUCCCGACGUGGAGUAAAAAGCUGGAGAAAAGGAGACGUUGAGGGCUGGUCGGUGAAGACAUCGGGCUGUGACAGUCUGCCGUGUUUGUGUUUACAUGUUUGCAGUGAGAUGCAAGUGUAAGAAGCUUGCCCACGUUGUAUAAUCCUCAAGCAGUUUCCCUCGAGUGGGGCGUGAAGAACUGCAAAAGGGGGCCACUAAGACUUUAUGGUGUUUUGAUUGCUGAAGGUCUAGAGCUACAUAUCGUUUAGGUAUGGGUAGUGGCCUUAAGGUAACAUGGCUAUCAACUAAUUAGAGACGCUGUGUGUGUGUGUGUGUGUGUGUGUGUGUGUGUGUGUGUGUGUGUGUGUGUGUGUGUGUGUGUGUGUGUGUGUGUGUGUGUGUGUGUGUGUGUGUGUGUGUGUGUGUGUGUGUGUGUGUGUGUGUGUGUGUGUGUGUGUGUGUGUGUGUGUGUGCGCGCAUGUGUGUAUGUUUUUGCUUAGUCUUAGUUCACGAGAUGUAUUCCAACAUGACAUUGAAGAGUAUUCAAGAGGCUUUCAAGGGCACACACACACACAAAGACAAACAGAAGCAUAGGAGUGACACACAAACGCAUAUAAUGUAAGGGAAAACACUGUAUAUACAAAAGAGGUUAUGGAUUUUUCUUUGGUGAGAGAUUCCUUCUGACUAAAGUGCAUUGUGUUAACAUACCAGACUGUAUGUUACUCUGAGGAACACAAACAUCCUUCUGAAUUUAUUCAGCUCUACAAUCUUUUUUCUUUCAGUCCAUUUUCUGCCAGUACUUUCUUUUAUCCUGCGAGAAUUUCAGUCUUUUCUACUCUUCCAGUUAGUUUUCCUCAGAGGUUUGAAUGUAUAUUUUCUACAUGAUUACUGAAGCAGUUGGGACCAAAACCUUUUGUACCUCUCUGUCCGUGACUCGAGAAGGAGGGAGACUAGGGACUAACAGGACCAGACCGCGUUUUUCCAUAGACAUCCUAGUCAUUCAAUCUUGUUCAGAUGGAUUUCUGGCAGAAAUCCAACCUUAAAGCGUAUUGUUAGUGUGUGAUAUCUGACAACGCCUAAUGUAAGGCUCAGCUGGACCCCAAUCAUGCCGUCUUCUCUCUGCAAAGUGUCAGCGUGACACAAGUGUCUCUGUCCUCAAAGACAGUGCUUUAAAUGGGAUUAAUCCGCAUUACAAUCAUCCCUCGUGUUAGUGGACACUGUUGCACAUUUGAAAAGACCUUUUUUUUAACGUCUCCGCUCUUUUCAGACACAGAUGGCCAGAGCAAAAAGAGAAGUUUAUUGUGAUCCGUCGGACUAUGAGAGUGGUAUCGAUCCUCUCGUCUCAGCAAUCAGUACAUGGAACGGGAUGUCAUUCUGCAUCUUGCAAGUAAGAUCUGGCCCUCAAUCCCAAAAAUUCCAAAUGUCAGGGGUAAAUGUUUGAGUUUGAGACAAUUUUUUCAAAACGGUAUUUAACAAUUGUAGUAUAUCAUCGCAAAGGGAAAAUUCAAGAGAAGAAAAGCAUAACUUCCAAAAGUCCUCAAUUCUAAUUUGACUAUUUAAGAUGCCUUUUAAAUUGAAUAUAUUGUACUCGCAUGUGCCAAGAAAUCAAAGGGAAAUGCCUUCGCUGAGAUACUUGAGACUAGCCCACUGCCCCCCCCACACACAUACACACACACACACACACACUGAGGAAAAGCCUCUCAGCACAGCAAAGAAACAAACAAACGAACUGAAAGCUUGCGACACACAAUACAAACACAUUUUGCUGUUGUGUACAAGGAAUGUUGUCUGCAGCAUAGACGUGGCUUAGUUUUGAUUUGAGGUAAUCGGACCGUUGGUGUUGCAACAAACAUCCGAGCUCCAUUAAGUUUUGUGUGUAUUAGUCCAUCGUGGUCUCCACGUCCUCUGCUGACCGAUGCAGACGCAAAUCCACGGUCCGAUUCCUCGUCGUGAGUGUAGUAUCUCUGCUCCACAGUAGCCAGCAAGAACAAACACAGACAAAGGGAUUCUGUAAAUAACAAGGGCAUGCAAAGACGGUUCUGUUUUGUUUCAGAUGAAAGUCUAUUUAUUUACAUAUCAACAAAGGUGAAAAAAAAAGAAAAAUAGAGAUGUUUUUGAACUAUGUUAUAACAUAAUACACUAUCAAUAUGUGUUACGACUACAGAAACUGUGUUACUACUCUGAAUGUGUGAGUGACCAUUCCUAUUCAAAUGUCUUGUAAUUCUAUAAUAUAAUGAUAAUUAGUAUAAAUAUGAUUAUUGUGCCAAAGGGGAAGGGGAGGGUCUAGCUUAUAGCUUGUGGGUAAAUACGUGGUUUCAUAAAAAAAAGUUGAAAAAAAAAAUGUAAAUCUGUUUCUAUUGUUUGGGAUAUUUUCUAUAUAAAUAUUCCAUAUUUUCCAGUGUUAAAGCAAUAUUAUCCAUAUGUACACAAGGUGCACAUCUGAAACAAUGUUUUAGAUUGUUUUUCUUUUCUUUUUCAUCCUGCUGUAAUCUCCGGUGGACGAUUCAUCAAGAAUGAUUGCAGGAGGAUAAGUGAACUUUUUUCUUUAUGUAAUGAGGGACACAUUUAAUCCUUUCCAGUAACAAAGAAGGUGCAAUUCCAUAUUUCUCAUAUUGUUAUCUUCUCAUUUUGGUCUGCAACGUACUCCCGGUCUUAACUUUCAAUCAGAGUCCAAUCUACUUCUGACAUAACUGCUUUGUGAGAUAGUUGAAGAGAUGAUGUGUUUGUGCAAUUGAUUAUCUGGUACUUUUGGUUUCGCCGUUUAUUAAGAUGUGCGCCCUGCCGAUUAAGGCGCCAACCUGGUAAAGAAGCAUGCAACGAGAGCUGUCCGUCACUAUUGUUGACCUAAUCGGUUCUUGUCUGUGCAUCAUUACCUCUACUUUUACUCAUCUUGAUUUAAUAACGGAGGCCCCGACCUCUCUUCAGAAAACGAAAGCAGUGUUAUUACUGAGAUGUUGUCGGGUAGGAGUUCUAAACGCUCGCUUCAGCCCCCCAGGGUGAGGCUCCGCGGUCGUGUGCUACCUCUGCAGGUGCUCACAUCCUGGUGUCUUUAAGGCCUCAGUCCUGUGACAUCGGCUGAUUUUGUGGUCAAGUUAACGUUAAAACGGAUGGAGAUCAUGGUCUCACGUAGAGUAAAGAAAUAAAGCAGGUUUUUGUAUUUGUACGAUGCGCACAAACUCAAUCUCCUGUAUCAUUUGAAUCCCGUCUCUUUAGCUGUCUGGGGACUUUUACACCUGAACAUUUUCCAUGUUCACUAAUAACAGUGCUCCACAUUUGACCCCAUAUUUUUCUGAGCAGAUCUCAGCAAAAGGCUAUUUUUUUUUCAUAAUAUAUUUUUGCCAAAACAUGACGAUGUUGAUGAGUAAAUUGUUUUGCUGACCAGGAAGAUGAUCUCUUGAUGAUUUCUACCCAAAAUGCUGCUAUUUUCAUAAAUGCACUCUAAAGAAUUGGAUUGAUAAUCCCUGCCCUCAAAAAUACUUUUAAUCCAGACAUGCUCAUCUGCUGGAAAAAGACACAAGGUCAUUUAUUGUAUACUUUGUGAAUAAAAAUAUAAAUAUAUAUCCAGACCUGGUUUGGAGCCCUGAUAUACAAAAUCCUGUUUGGCUCCCCUGCUGAGCCGCCUCUUCAGCAGCACUUGGCUUCGAGGUGCGUUCGGAUUCAUUUUGGGGUGGCAGGGAUCGGAAAUCCGUGGGCAGAUUGGUGAUGUACUGAUGAGACGGGCCGAUGUGGCGGAGCUGCGUGAAAGCAGCCUCCCUUAUCGCCCUCCCCAACAAUUUGUCUGAUUUGAUAGCAUGUUUACUGUGUAAACACCACAAAAAAAACAUGGUUGGAUAGGUUUACACGGUUCAGCUGCACGGUUUUUUCAGUCCGCUGUCAGAGGCUCCCACAUAAUUGUUAUAAAUAAGGCCUCGCGAUGAACACCUUCUUGUUCCAAAUGGUUUCUUACUUUUUCUUUUUUUUUUACUUCUUUGAUAUACUUUGAGGCUGUGAUCAACCAGCCCAGCAUCAACUCCUAUCACUUUGGUUCUUCCCCUUUUUUUUGCGCACUAAUUAAAAGAAACUGAUGAGCAGUACCGGUAGAAUCCUAACGGUACGCAUCCCUACGGGUAAAUGAUUCAUGGAAAAACAGAUAUUUUUCCAUGGGCAACACUGCAGCUGGUUUGAUGAGCGAGUCCUCCGGGCUCACAGCUACGUGUCUUUAGAAAUCAUCAACUGUGUUUUUGUAAGUUGCUCCAAAUGCUGCUGAUUUGAGUGUUGCUUUUUAUAACUGAAUGGAGAGUGUUUUAACACGUGGCUGUUUCCUUCGCCAACAGAAGGAAAGAACGAAACGAUUCGAGCUCUGUGUAGAUCAUAGAUGGGAGAAGGAGUUCGUUGAUAAGAAGUUAGGUUCGUCUUAGGUCUGUAUUUUAUUGAUUAGAAGAAGUAAGGGAGGAGUUUGUGUAUGUAUUGAUUUGGCUUCUGGAUUAGCUGCAAUCGCUUGUUAAGCAGGUUGUGUGUGUCUUUAGGGCGUCAUUGCGCACAGAGCAGGUUGCAAGUGGCAGAAUUUACCGUAUUGUGCAUUUGAUUGUUUGUGAAAUACAUUCGGUGAAAAUAGUGUUUCUUUUGAUGAGAGAAUUAAAGCGACCUGAGCUGUGAUCAUCACACCGUAGAUCACAGAGGUGUCCUUGCAGGGCAUCAUGGGGAAGCAAAGAAACCGCCGAGGUGGAAGACUUCAGGAAGACAUUGUUUUCUGCUUUGGGCUUUUUCAUAUUUUUCAUAGAUCAUCUUACGAUAGACAGAAACACAAAAAAAUCCCCAAUAAUACCGCCUUGCUUAAAAAUCUGAGGAUUUGAAAUGUCAUGUUAUAUAAUGGUCAUAUUUACAUUGCUACUGCUCACUUUAGAUGAUCAUGUGACAUUUCACAGACUUGUAGGCAAACAUCCGCUUUGUGUUUGCUGAAUGAAUUGGAACGCUGCGUUGUUCUUAUUACAAUUCAGGCUCAUCAAUGAAAAUAAAAUGGAGAUGGGGUACCUUAAACCCAGUUAAAGUGAAGUGGAAUUGCCUUAGUGUGUAUAAGGUCAUGUAUUCUUUCUAAAUUAGAAUUUGUUCACUCCAGGCAGAAGAUUAAUAUUCCUGAGAUGAAAACGACAUGUUUACUAGUUAUUUAUUUAAAAAUGUCACUGUAGUCUGGCUUGAAUUCCGGAGUAUCCCGACAGGUUUAUCUCUGCAUUUGUUAACAUUGUCAGCAUCUCCACUCAGUGCCAAUCAUCUCCUUAUCAAGUGCUUUUUUGGGGGGGGGGAUAAACACGAGUAAUUGAAAUAAUUUGGACACAUUACCAUGUGUUCCAAAUCUAAAAUUCAAAAUGUUUUUCUGAAGCUGUUGAACACCGCCAACGUCUAGUAAAUGUAACAAAGAGCUUUAACCCAUCUUUUUAAGGAUGCCUCGCUGUGUUUAUGCUCCCCCACAGGCAUUAAUAUGAGUAAUGUUAAUUACCAUUACUGUUUUUUGCGCUUUGUUGUUGUUUUGAUUUGCUUCCUCACUCUCUGAUGUUCACAACUGUAGAAUGUAUUUUGAUGCUUCAUAUUUGUGUCAUAUUGGAAGGUGGUUUUAUAUUUGGAUAUUUGAUGCUCCAUUGAUUAUUUUCACUAUGCUCUGUGAAAUGUGAGAAUAUACUGCAGAGCUCCAGCGGGACAAUGCAGAGGCUUUCAAAGUGGCUUUUUAGAGGGGAGGGGGGGGG